Vanderwaltozyma polyspora DSM 70294 is the source of this 1293-nucleotide messenger RNA. It is a transcript of the gene FUN26, whose product is annotated as nucleoside transmembrane transporter FUN26. The record is from RefSeq and is a predicted model, not a curated record. Gene Ontology annotation, molecular function: nicotinamide riboside transmembrane transporter activity; nucleobase transmembrane transporter activity. Gene Ontology annotation, biological process: nucleoside transmembrane transport. Lineage: Eukaryota; Fungi; Ascomycota; Saccharomycetes; Saccharomycetales; Saccharomycetaceae. The transcript has a single exon. The coding region runs from base 1 to 1293 and encodes 430 amino acids. Gene Ontology annotation, cellular component: plasma membrane; fungal-type vacuole membrane.
AUGGAUGAGGACACAUUGGUGUCAUCUACGAGAAAUAGUACUGCAAAUGAUGAAAUUCCUGAUUUAGAAGGUACUACUUUUUUUUUUAAGGUUUGUGAACCUAAUUAUUUCACCUUUCUAUGUAUUGGCAUGGGGCUAUUAUGGCCUUGGAAUUGUAUCUUAAGUGCAUCUGAAUACUUCCAAAAUGAUAUAUUCCAUGGUACUUCUAUAUGGGCUAAUAUUUUUACAAGUUCUAUGAUGUCUGUUUCAACAGUCACAUCUCUACUGUUUAAUUUAUGGUUAUCCAAAAGACAAAUGGCUUAUUCUCAACGUGUUGUUAGAGGGUUGAUAUUAGAGAUAUUAGUAUUCAGUUUGUUAGUUGCAGUUACAUUUGUUCAUUCUUUGUUUCCACAAAGUUUAAACUUUAUUUGGAUUAUGUUUCUUGUUGUCAUUAGUGCAAUUGGUACUGCCCUAACUCAGAAUGGUAUACUUGCAAUUGCCAAUGUAUAUGGCUCAGAAUACAGUCAGGCAGUUGUAUUGGGACAAGCAAUUGCUGGUGUGUUGCCAUCUAUAGUAUUGUUCCUAAUCACAUUUUCAGAUAAACCAGAUAAUAAGGGAUCUUUGAUUGGUAUAAUUUUAUAUUUUUUGUCUACUUCGUUGGUAUCACUAAUUUGCAUAUACCUGUUUAGAUCCAAUAACAGCGAUAGAGUUUUGAAAGAUACCCCUACUAGCUUUACGGAAUCAGAGUCCCUUUCUGAUAAUAAGAUUUUUGUUCCAACAGAACUACUAUAUUCAAAGUUGAAAUAUCUAGUUCUUUCGAUAUUUGUUACAUUUUCAGUCACUAUGGUCUUUGCAGUAUUUGCAUCCACUAUUGUAGCAAGAGGUAUUCCAUUGAGUGACAAACAGUAUAUUCCAUUAAUAUUCACAGUCUGGAAUGUUGGUGAUCUAUGUGGAAGAUUUAUAGCAGAAUUGCCAUUCUUCCGUAAUGACAGCUUUACAGCAUACAAGACGUUUGUAUAUUCAUUGUCAAGAAUAGCGUUGUUGCCAUUGUUUUUCCUAUUUCUGAGAAUCCCCAAGAGAUCUCCAAUACUUCAAGAUAUAUCAUACAUCAUGUUACAAUUCAUAUUUGGUCUAACGAGUGGACAAGUAAUCUCUAUGAGUUUUAUGAAGAUUCCUGGAGCAUUAGAUUCAGAUGUCGAAAGAGAAGCAGCAGGUGGGUUUUCCAACGUGUUUGUCUCUGUAGGGCUAGCCGCUGGAAGUCUGUUAAGUUAUGUUUUCGUUUUCAUAAUUAGUAAAAUGAAACAAACCGUGUGA